AUGCCACGGAAUUGCGAAUUCCUGGUGGUCGGUGGCGGCAUCGCUGGCGUUAGCUGCGCCGAGUCCUUGGCUAUCUGCCGACCCACUGCGUCCGUCCUCCUGCUCACGGAAUCCAGCAUUGUGAAGAGUGUCACCAAUCUUGUGCCGGUGGCUCGAUAUCUCCACAAGUUUGAUGUGCGGGAACAGGAUGUCUCCAAAAUGGGAGCCACCAUCGAAACGCUGGUGGACCAACUGGAACACAUCAACAGCCGGGAGCACUGGAUCCGCACCAGAACGGGUGUGGUGGUCAACUAUCUCUAUCUGUGCUUGUGCACUGGCGGAGCACCCAAAUUAUUUAGUUCCGGUGGUGCUAAAGAAUCCCGAAUCAUUGGCAUUCGGGACACGGAUUCUGUGCUGGAACUACAGCGCAAACUGGCGGCAGCCAAGGACGUUCUGAUCCUGGGAAACGGGGGCAUUGCCAGUGAGUUGGCCUACGAGCUAAAGGAUGUCAAUGUCCAUUGGGUGGUUAAGGACGCCCACAUCUCGGCCACCUUUGUGGAUCCCGGAGCAGCAGAGUUCUUUCAGCUGGCACGAAGUGAAGUAAACACAAAGGACUCAUCCCCAGAAACGGCCAUUAAACGUAUGCGAUAUGGUGAAGUGCUGUCCAAGGAGCAGAAUAACAAGCACGGAGCUGCUUUGGGUCCGGAUUGGCAUCGCACCUUCGAUUUGAGUGGGGCAGCUGGAAAGUCGGAUAAACGCCUGCCAAAGAUCUAUUACAAAUCUCACAUAGACUCCUAUAAGGAACUUUCCGACGGAUCAGGUCUUGCAAUCCAGUUGGGCCACGAGGAUGGAAGUUUGGAGAAGCUAACCUGUGAUUUUAUUGUUUCCGCCACGGGAGUCCUGCCGCGUCACGAGUACACCAGCGAUUGCCCACUGAAGUUUUCCGAGGAUGGUGGCAUUUCCGUGGAUGAAAUGAUGCGUACCAAUGUGGAGGAUGUUUACGCUGCCGGUGAUGUCUGCACGGCCAGCUGGGCACCGGCUACGCACUGGUUCCAGAUGCGCCUGUGGACUCAGGCCCGCCAAAUGGGAUCCAUGGCGGGCCGAAGUAUGGCAGCCGCCAGUGAGGAUGAAAUCGUGUACCAGGACUUUUGCUUCGAGCUCUUUGGUCACGUAACCAAGCUUUUUGGCUAUCCUGUGGUCUUGCUGGGCCGCUUUAAUGGCCAGGAUUUGGGCAGGGACUACGAGAUCCUGGUGCGCUGCACUCGCAAUAAGGAGUACAUUAAGUUUGUGCUGCAGAAUGGCAGACUGCGGGGUGCUAUCCUCAUCGGGGACACCGAUCUUGCCGAGACCUGCGAGAACCUCAUCCUAAACGGCAUCGAUUUGCAGCCGUACGGCGAUGAUAUACUCAAUCCCGAUAUUGACAUUGAAGACUACUUUGAUUAGUUUAUUAUGGGCUAGCUUAGAGUAUUAAAAACUUUUAGAAUAA
This is a messenger RNA of Drosophila gunungcola (fruit fly), 1465 nucleotides long. RefSeq names its product pyridine nucleotide-disulfide oxidoreductase domain-containing protein 1 (gene Pyroxd1). Bases 1 to 1422 code for a protein of 473 amino acids. Gene Ontology annotation, molecular function: oxidoreductase activity; flavin adenine dinucleotide binding. Lineage: Eukaryota; Metazoa; Arthropoda; Insecta; Diptera; Drosophilidae. The record is from RefSeq and is a predicted model, not a curated record. The transcript has a single exon.